AUGUCGGAAAGUGACCAGACGAUCUUCUCAAGCUUGGAGGUAGGUGCCUUCAAACAAGCUUUACAGCUAGUUAAAAAGAAGCAGAAGAAGUUCCCCAAUUCCUCCUACUACUAUGCCUUGGAAAGCUACGUACUGUGGUCAAGUGGGGACAUCACCAAAGCGAUUGCCGUAGCUGAAGACUUAGCUUCCAAGAUUCCCAGUGAUCCAGAUACAUUAAGGCUUUUGAAGGAGGUUUACAAGAGUUCUGGUCGUGACUUCAACCUUUUGUAUGAGAAUGCUUUGAGAAAAUAUUAUAAUGAGAACCUUUUAGAGAGUUGGUUUCAUUCAAAUAUUGAUGAUUUUGAUAUUUCGGGGUUACAAAAGGCUGGAAUGCUUUAUGGUAAACAAAAUAAAAGGGAGUCUAAACUGUUGAAUGCAUUCACAUUACUAUUAGCUUCAGACUUGGAUAGGAUAUCUCCAGCACAUAAAAGGCUAUUCCCAAUGUUAGGAGUUAAAGUCAUGGAGGCUCUAUUCCCCCUCGGUAACGCCCAAGAAGUAUUCAUUUACGCCAAGUUGGCCAUGUCAUGCAGAAUGUAUAAUGAAACAGCCAACGUGGUCUCAUCAUUCCUGGCCAAAGAAUCUGACCUUGAACUGCAAAUCAUUUUGCUUGAAAGUUUACUUCUCGCUGAAAACUGGCAAGGUCUCUUCGACACAACAAAAAAACACAUUUUAUCAGGGCUUGAUGAUUGGAAUGUUUGGCAAAAAUUUGUUGACUCCGGUUUGAAGUUGGGGCUCACGGAAACCGUGGCUGAAACUAUUGGCGGUUUCAAAGUAUCCAGGAAUACCCUUUUAGCAACGAUCUAUUUGAACAAUACGUUAGGAAAUGAUAUAACGGAUGCAAUUAUCGCCUAUUCACUUCAUUUUAUUGACAAGAGUUCCUUCUUUCCUGACCUGAAAACCUAUGCAUCCUCAUCAAGAUUAGACCUGACUAGAGUUUUCAGUCAAGUAGACCCUGAUGAUUUAAAAGCAGAUAAUGCCAGUUCGUUGAUUAAGCUGGUGAACAUCACAAAACUGAAACUUUUAAUGGGGGUGAAACCCCCUACAUUUCAGGACAACAUUAGUUCCUUUUCAAAAUUUGCCAAUUUAUUGGACAACAAAUUGGACACAGAUUAUUUUCCAGCGGACGAGUUUUUGUUAUUAGGUGUUCAACAACUGUUGUCUGCAGAUACGUCGCUUUCCACUGUCAUAAAAUGUAUCAUCAUAUUAGAGAACAAUGUUCAGAUGGAUAAACAUGAAUUCCACCUCCGACUGUGGCUAAUCAAAUUGUAUUCAGCAAUCAAUUGUUAUUCUCUUGCCAAAACCCACUUUGAUAGCCUGAGUACAAAGUUUGUCCAAUUGGACACUCUUGGCCAUUAUUUAACGGAAAGAGUGUCAGCUCUGAAUCCCAACAAAUCUGGAGCUGAUGAUUUGGAACACUUUUGUUCCGUUUAUUAUCAGGCCGAGGUCCAAACGGUUCAUUUCAUUAAAGAUGGAUUUGAAAAAGGAUCAUAUAAUAAAAUUCAGGGAAUGAUAGAAUUUGCUGCAAGAUUGAAUAAUUCAUUAAGCUUUCUGUUGAGCAAUAUUGAGAAAGCAAAACUUGCACGUCUUCUAGAGAAGAAAAAUCUACUUGAGCAAUCACUAAAGCAUUUGAAUGAAAAAUUACCACUCUUGACACGGUCUGACAAGAUCAAUGAUGUUGAUUGCACCAUUUCUGAUAACAGAGAUUUUAACACUCUUUGGGACUUUGGAACGCAAAAGGUUAAUGAUGACAUUGUUCAAAAUGAGUUUAUAUUCGGCAAACAUCAUUCUGUCAAGUAUGCACAUAUUUUCUCACUUGAAGAGCUCAUAUUGUCUAAGAAUUCUGAAGAAAUUAUCUCGCAGCAUCUCAGGCAAUUGUGUUUACUACUUGAUGAUGCCGACUACCUUACCGAAUUGACAGAAGAUGAAUUGUGGUCACUUAAGUUUCUCACUAGUGCCAUUGACUACGUGUUGAAUCAUAAUAACAACUCAUUCAAAGAAGCAGAGAAAUUGGUUCAAAAUAUCCCUUCUCAGUCUGAAAGCUUACUUAAUUGGAAAUUUAAUCAUCACCACGUUGUCAUACUGAAUACUUUCAAGGCUUUCAAAAAUUUUACACUAAAACAUAAAACUAUAAAAGAGGUAACCCUGAACUGUCAGCUACUUCUCAAAACACUGAAACAAAGGAUAGACCAACUUAGAGAACAGGCACUGUCUUUGCCUACCCGUUCUCGUGCAGAAACUAACGCAUUAGCCGAUGAAGCGGAGGCCUGGGUCAAUGAUUCAUGUAAGGAACAAAGCUUCUCCACGGAUGCCAAGAAGAUUCUAAAUAACAUUUACGAAUCCAACUCGAAAGCUUUGGCAUGUUUAAGAACUCUAUAA
Messenger RNA from Komagataella phaffii GS115, 2415 nucleotides. RefSeq lists its product as uncharacterized. The transcript has a single exon. The record is from RefSeq and is a predicted model, not a curated record. The coding region runs from base 1 to 2415 and encodes 804 amino acids. Gene Ontology annotation, cellular component: cytoplasm; NatB complex. NCBI's taxonomy places the organism in Eukaryota, Fungi, Ascomycota, Pichiomycetes, Pichiales, Pichiaceae. Gene Ontology annotation, biological process: N-terminal peptidyl-methionine acetylation. Gene Ontology annotation, molecular function: protein-N-terminal amino-acid acetyltransferase activity; protein binding.